GCCUGUGCCAGGGUCAGCCCACGGCGGAGGAGCGCUGGGAAGGACUGCUGCUGUAUGUCUGCUCCUCAGUAACGAGAAAUCCCUAUUGCUGCAUCUUCUUACUGUCAACGGGCUUGGGGCACCUCUCGUCCUCUUAGCCACUGUGCAUCGGUCAUUCAGUUUCAGCUUUGUGCAACAUGGCUGGUAGUGUUCUGCUGACUUGUACUUUAUUGCUCAGAAUCGCAGUCACUCUAAGCCACCAGGAAGAACCGCCCCCUAAAAAAAUAGCUGUAGUUGGUGCUGGAAUUGGAGGAUCGUCAGCUGCCUAUUUCCUUAGACGGGAAUUUGGUCAUAAUGUUAAAAUUGAUGUCUAUGAGAAGGGCACUAUUGGAGGUCGACUAGCAACAGUAACUGUAAAUGGUCAGCAAUAUGAGAUUGGCGGCUCAGUCAUUCACCCACUCAACCUUCACAUGCAAGACUUUGUUAAACAUUUAGGGCUGAAGCACAGAAAAGGUGUUCCAGAGAAAUUGGCACUCUUCAAUGGGGAAGAGUUUGUGUUCGAAGAAACUGAUUGGUACCUCCAGGAUCUGUUUAAAAUGUGGUGGCGAUACGGCUUUGGUUUACUACGUCUGCAGAUGUGGGUGGAAGAGAUAGUGGAGAAGUUCAUGAGGAUCUACAAGUACCAGGCCCAUGGCUAUGCUUUCAGCACAAUGGAAGAAAUGCUGCAGUCAUUGGGUGGGGACCGUUUCAUUAACAUGACACGGCGACCUGUGGCAGAGACUCUGCAAGAAUUAGGAAUCUCACAGCGCUUCAUUGAUGAAAUAGUCACAGCUAUUAUGAGAGUAAACUACGGUCAGUCAGUAACCAUUCCUGCAUUUGUUGGAGCAGUAUCAAUAGCAGGGGUCCAAGCUGGCCUUUGGGCUGUGGAAGGAGGGAAUAAACUGGUUUGUUCCCAGUUACUUGAUUCAGCAAAAGUCAAUGUUGUCCACACCACAGUGACUUCAAUUUCUCUGCACUCAUCCGGAGAUAAAUCCCUUUACCAAGUGAACUAUGAAAAUGAAAAUGAAGGCGGCUAUGAUUUCUAUGACAUUGUGGUGAUUGCAACGCCUUUACAUCGGGAAACUUCGAAUAUCAGCUUUAGUGGAAUGACACCACCAGUAACAGACUUUCCUGGUCACUAUCAACAUAUGAUUGUUUCUAUAGUGCAUGGUUACCUCAAUUCGUCAUAUUUUGGCUUUCCGGAUCCUAAGCUUUUUCCAUUUGCAGCAAUUCUAACAACUGACAGCCCAAAGCUUUUCAUGUUUAGUACAGGCUGUAUUUGCCCAGUGAAUAUCACCAGUAAUUAUAGAAGAAAGCAACCACAAGAAGCUGCUGUGUGGAAGGUUUUCUCUCCAUCGCCCCUAACCAAAGAGCAAUUGAAGACACUCUUUCUUUCAUACUAUUCUGUGCAAGUCACUGAUUGGCUGGCAUAUCCUCAGUACACCUCGAUGAAAGGAAUCCCUCCUGUAAUUCUGCAUGAUAACCUGUAUUAUUUGAAUGGCGUAGAAUGGAUAGCAAGUAGCAUGGAGAUGAGUGCCAUUGCUGCCAAAAAUAUAGCUUUGUUGGGGUAUAAUCGGUGGCAUCAACAACUGGAUAAGAUUGAUCAGAAAGACUUGGUGCAUAAAAUCAAAACUGAACUGUGAGGAAGGGUGCAGUCAAAUUUGAUGAAUAAAUGCAUUGUAUACUGCACUUGAAUUUGAACUUGCAAUGCCACUGCUGAAUCUUUCAGUGUUUUAAACUGAUUGUUAAGAAAUUGAAUUAAAAAGACCUUGUUGCUGAUUGCUAACCUGUUACAGUUAACUAUUUCAAAGUUGUGAAAUAGCCAUUUUUUUUCCAAUUACUGACUCAGCUGCUGUUUAGUGAUCUCAACAAGGGAGGUCACAGAUUAAAUAUAGUAUUUUAAGGAAGAUAGGAAGCAUUUUGGAGUUAUCUAUAUCUAUUUGGAAUAUUGUUAAAGCAGAAAAUGCUGGAAAUUCCUCACACAUUAGGCAGCAGCAGCGGGGAGAGAUAAGUUGACUUACUUUAAAUAUUCUUUGAAGGAGUGUAGCACAGCACGGCCUGCAUUCUUUGCCCGUUAGUAUUUGCUCUAGAGAAAAUGAUAGUCAGCUGGACAGAGUAACAAGACUUCAGACCCACUGACAGUGAAGGAAAGGUAGUACAAUUCCAAGUCAGGAUGGUGUGUGACCUUGGGAACUUGCAGUCAGUUGUGUUCCCAUUAUCUGCUGUUCUUGUCAUCCUAGGCAGAAGAAAUUGCAGAUUUGGAAGGUCCUGGCAAAGGAGCAGUGCUAAGUUGCUGUUGUCCAUCUUGUAUUUGUUGCGUACUGCUGCCAUUGUGCGUCAGUGAUGGAGGGAGUGAAUGUUGAAUUGAUAAAUAGGUUGCUGAUGAAGCAAUUUAUUCUAUCCAGAGUUGUUUCAAGCUAUUUGAGUGCUGCACUCAUCUAGGCAAGUAGAGAACGUUCCAUCAUACUCCUGGUUUGUGCCUUGUUGGCGGAGUGGGAGCAUCUGGAAGUGAGUUAUUAGCCUCAGAAUUCCUAUUCUCUGCAACGACCUCUUAUCACAGAUGCUUCAGAGAUAGUAGGAACUGCAGAUGCUGGAGAAUCUGAGAUGACAAGGUGUAGAGCUGGAUUAACACAGCAGGCCAAGCAGCAUCAGAGG
Molecule: messenger RNA, 2673 nt
Organism: Stegostoma tigrinum
Lineage: Eukaryota; Metazoa; Chordata; Chondrichthyes; Orectolobiformes; Stegostomatidae
Product: prenylcysteine oxidase-like
Exons: 6
Coding region: 177-1661 (494 amino acids)
Biological process (GO): prenylated protein catabolic process; prenylcysteine catabolic process
Molecular function (GO): prenylcysteine oxidase activity
Source: RefSeq, a predicted model, not a curated record